Messenger RNA from Ricinus communis (castor bean), 2965 nucleotides. Its product is annotated as alpha-L-fucosidase 2. The transcript is spliced from 10 exons. The record is from RefSeq and is a predicted model, not a curated record. Gene Ontology annotation, biological process: carbohydrate metabolic process. NCBI's taxonomy places the organism in Eukaryota, Viridiplantae, Streptophyta, Magnoliopsida, Malpighiales, Euphorbiaceae. The coding region runs from base 327 to 2825 and encodes 832 amino acids. Gene Ontology annotation, molecular function: alpha-L-fucosidase activity.
CAGGAUGUCUUAAGCCUAUAAAAUUAUAACAGAAAUUUCUUUGUUUUUAGUUAAAUUAUAACAUAAUUUCUAAAUGUUAAUAAUAAAAUUUUCCCGUAAGUAAAUAAAACAAAAACACAGAAGUACACUUUACGUCAGAUUGGAUAGCGACAGGGCAUCACCAAUGUUAAUCUUAUCAAAACCAAUCAUUACCUACUUGGCGUUUUUUUCUCUUCUUUAACAGAAACAGAACAAACAGAAAACGAGACGCUGGCCAAAGCUUUCAACUUUUCUCUCUUUUGCUGUUUUUUUGUUUCCUAUUCUGCUUCCAUUCUAUCACACUAGUAAUGGAAGAUGAGGACUGGGUUCUAGUAGAAAGACCCACUUUCAUAGAUUCUGAGUGUUCAUAUAAUAAGCCCUUAAAGGUUACGUUUAAUGGUCCUGCUAAGCACUGGACAGACUCAAUUCCCAUAGGAAAUGGCAGAAUUGGUGCUAUGAUUUCUGGUGGUAUGCAAUCUGAAAUUAUUCAGCUAAAUGAGGAUACUCUUUGGACUGGAGUUCCAGGAAACUAUACUAACCCUAAUGCUCUAGAAGCAUUAUCAGAGGUUAGAAAGCUUGUGGAUGAUGGAUUAUAUGCUGAAGCCACAGCUGCAUCAGUCAAAUUUUUUGGUAAUCCUGCAGAUGUUUAUCAACUACUUGGGGAUGUCAAGCUAGAAUUUGAUGAUUCUCAUCUUACAUAUGCUGACGAAACAUAUUAUAGGGAGCUAGAUUUGGAUACCGCAACAGCAAGAGUGCAGUAUUCUGUUGGUGAUGUAAAAUUUACUAAGGAAUAUUUUGCAUCUAAUCCUGAUCAAGUGGCUGUGAUAAAAAUAUCUGGGAGCAAAUCAGGGUCUUUAUCCUUUACAGUAUCUCUAGACAGCAAAUUAGAUCAUCAUUGUUACGUAAAUGUUGAAAAUCAGAUAAUAAUGGAAGGAAGUUGCCCAGAGAAAAGGAUCCCACCAAAAAUGAGUGCGAAUGAGAAUCCAAAGGGAAUUAAGUUUUCUGCUGUUCUUGAUUUACAUGUUAGUGAUGGCGUAGGUGUGAUACAUGUUUUAGACAAUAAGAAGUUGAAAGUUGAAGGUUCAGACUGGGGUGUGUUGCUUUUAGCGGCUUCAUCUUCAUUUGAAAGCCCACUCACUAAGCCAUCAGAUUCAAAGAAAGAUCCUACUUCUGAGUCUCUUCGUGCUUUGAAGGCAAUAACAAAUCUGUCAUAUUCUGAUCUUUAUGCACGUCAUUUACAUGACUACCAGAAACUUUUUCACCGUGUCUCAUUUCAGCUUUGGAAAAGCUCCAAUAGAAUUGUAGGAGAUGAGUCUCAGUUGACUAACAAUCUUAUACCUUCUGCAAAUGCUUUGUAUGUCAAAGGGAUCAAAGAUGAUGCAGUGCCAACAGUUGAGAGGAUAAAAUCUUUUCAAUCUGAUGAAGAUCCAUCCUUAGUUGAGCUACUGUUUCAGUUUGGCCGAUAUUUACUUAUAUCAUGCUCACGCCCUGGAACUCAGGUGGCAAACCUGCAGGGAGUUUGGAACAAGGAUCUUGAGCCAACAUGGGAUUCUGCUCCUCACUUGAACAUCAAUCUUGAAAUGAACUAUUGGCUGUCCUUGCCUUGCAAUCUGAAUGAAUGCCAGGAGCCCCUGUUUGAUUUUAUUAAAUCCUUGUCAGUCAAUGGAAGUAAAACUGCUCAAGUAAACUAUGGAGCUAGUGGUUGGGUUAUACAUCAUAAGUCUGACAUAUGGGCAAAAUCAUCAGCAGAUAGAGGAGAUGCUGUGUGGGCAUUAUGGCCAAUUGGUGGGGCAUGGCUCUGUACCCAUUUAUGGGAGCAUUAUAAUUAUACAAUGGACAAGGAGUUUCUUGAAAAUGAGGCAUACUUUCUACUGGAAGGAUGUGUGUCAUUUUUGUUGGACUGGUUGGUUGAAGGUAGUGAAGGAUAUUUGGAAACCAACCCAUCAACAUCUCCAGAACAUAUGUUCAUUACUCCAGAUGGUAAGCCUGCAUGUGUGAGCUAUUCAUCCACCAUGGACAUGGCAAUCAUAAGAGAAGUUUUUUCUUCUUUUGUUUCAGCUUCUGAGGUUUUGGGCAGAAAUAAAGACGUUCUUGUUCAAAACGUGCAUACAGCUCUACCAAGGCUACGUCCUACAAAAAUUGCUGAAGAUGGUUCUAUAAUGGAAUGGGUACGGGAUUUUAAGGACCCAGAGGUGCAUCAUCGUCAUCUUUCACCUUUAUUUGGCUUAUUCCCAGGGCACACAAUAACCAUUGAUCAAGAUCCAGAACUUUGUAAAGCUGCAGAGAAUACUCUCUAUAAACGAGGAGAGAAUGGUCCAGGAUGGUCAACAGCAUGGAAAAUUGCUUUAUGGGCACGUCUGUACAACAGUAAGCAUGCUUAUAAUAUGGUUAAACAUUUGAUUAAGUUGGUGGAUCCAGAUCAUGAGGUAGCUUUUGAAGGUGGAUUGUAUAGUAACUUAUUUGCAGCACAUCCUCCUUUCCAGAUUGAUGCCAACUUUGGUUUUACAGCAGCAGUUGCGGAAAUGCUUGUCCAGAGUAGAUUGGAGGACCUGUACUUGCUUCCUGCUCUUCCAAGGGAUAAAUGGGCAAAUGGAUGUGUUAAAGGACUUAAGGCACGAGGUGGGUUGACAGUAAGCAUAUGUUGGAAAGAAGGAGAUCUCCAUGAAGUUGGCCUUUGGGCAGAGAAUGUAAGAUCUGUCCAUCGAGUACAUUAUAGAGAAAAUACAGUGACAACAAGCUUAUUACCUGGAAUAAUUUACACAUAUAAUGCAGAGUUGAAAUGUGUAGAGACAUGCUCUUUCUCAUAACUGGGCUUUCGUGCGUCAAUUCCAAUGAAGAUCUGAUAAACAAGUUUUGUACAAAUAUGUUCAAGAAACUUGCGUUCCUUCAUUUAAACACCAGAAAUUAUCAAAAAUCUUUAUUGAGAUUUACACGGUAUGUUAUGUUC